This is a messenger RNA of Symbiodinium necroappetens, 1908 nucleotides long. NCBI's taxonomy places the organism in Eukaryota, Dinophyceae, Suessiales, Symbiodiniaceae. The record is from the annotation of a GenBank genome assembly.
AUGAAUGAUCUUCGGUGUUAUGUGGAAUUCACGUUUUGCAAGCUCGGAGGCGCGGCGCUGAUUGAAGCGCUCGGGCGGUCUGACCUGGCAGCCGUGGAGGUGCUCUUGUACGGUGUGAAAGACGCGGACAGUUUGACAGGAGGACCCUUUGCCGUCAGAUUGAUGAACCUUUUGUCCAUCUGGACGGACGACACCUUCCUGCGCGCUGUGGUCCUCCUUCACAAACACGGCAUGGACCUGGAGCCCCCAGACAAGGCCCUUCUGCCCUUCGUGGCCGGGGAAUGCAAAGUCCGACUGGUCAAGAGGCUGCUGGAGCUGGGGGCUAGCCCGAAAGCACAGUUCAGCGGCAGCAGCGCCAGCAGUGAGGCCAGUUGGUGUCCGGAACCGGAGAAGGAAGCCAUCCAGUCUGAGAUCUUCGUGGCAAGCGCUGUUGUUGGCGCCGGAGGGACACGGCCGUCGAAGCUUGAACUCCGGCCGCCCUGUGGAGUUCAAAACGCCAAGUGGGUGAAUUACGAAGCUGGGGAAUGCAUAUGCCGAACCGAGCUCUUCGGAGCUGGUUGCCCCCAGACAUUUCACGAGUACAAGUUCUCCGAAGCUGACAUUGACCCCCGGAAAGACUGCCCGGGCCUCGGAGGCCGGUGUCUUGGGCCCGAAGAGUUCAAAAGGCUCUGCGAAGGAAUGCAGGGCAGCAUCGGCGAAAUGCUUGGGGACUGCCAGUGUUCGGACGAUGACGGCCGCAGGAACCUCUCCCGGGAGAAGCUGAACAAUAUCAAAAAUGCCUACGGUCACAUCCACAAUCAUGCCCUGAAGUUUUGUUCGGGACUCUACGCUGAGGUAUGGAGGACGGCGGCGAGAAGCGUCCGAGGCAUGAUACCGGAAAUCCUCAGCGCUUUAGGCCACCAGGAAGCCCAGAAGAUCUGCCAGACGGCCUUGGAUGGGCAAGUGACGCCAAAGGAAGCCGAUGAGGAGCUCCUGUAUCCUGAGAAGCAUCCCGUCCGAGACCCUCCGCCUGGAGAGAACACUCGGCUCUACAAGGUUCUGGACGGAAAGGAGCAGAGCAUUCAGAGCUGGAAGCAGCUGUUGAAGGAUGUCUGCAAGGACGAGUGCCACGACCUCGUGACACAGAUGAGAGAUUACGAAAUUGCACGUGAACUCGCGAUGGCCGCAGAUUCCAGCUCGUUAAGUGUAUCCGAAGCGUGUGCCGAGCUCGUGGUGCAAAAGGUCGAGGCCGAAGUGCUGACCUGUUGCGCAGAGGAGUGCGGCUGGGAUGAGCAACAGUGCCAGCUCUGGCCCUUCAUGGAUGCUUCCCAGCAAUCAAGCUGGAAGGCGCGGUGCUGCGAAGAGGGCAACAUCCUGAAGGGCUCCAGCCGAGAAAGCCUUUGCAACAGCGUUGAGCCCAGCAGCGUACGCGAGGAACUCGAGAAGAUCGAUACAGUGACCGAGACCCCGGGAGAUGAUGUCAGAGUUGGCAUGUCGAUCAAGGAGGGCACAGCCUUCUUUCAGGCCGUUUCGGUGGCUCCUGCAUGCAACAUGGCCACCGGCGUUCGGCUCUGCCGGAAUCCAGAGUCGCACAAGGUAUUCCUGAAGCUUUGCGAGAAGCCUGGAGAAGGCUGGCAGUUCCUCGAGUCGGGUCAACACUCAACGCUCAAGAGACAUGCAGUGCCCCUGAAGGGGACCGGUGUCAGCGCCUGCAAGGAGCAGCUCAAAGAAAAAGGCGUCGACUCCGUGUCCUGGCUCGGCAAAGACGACAUAGGCAAAGGCACAGACUGCUACUGCUACGUCAUCAAGACGCCGAAAGAAUCGAAAGAACAUGAACACGAAGUCCGGACAGCUUACAAGGCUGUCCAGGACAGCGUGACAGGCUUGAAGGGGGGAGUUCCCGGCGCUGCGCUGUUUAUGAAGAGAUAA